AUGAACGAAGCUGCGCGCUCCAAUCCAGACGUGCAGUCCUCACCCGCCCUCCUGCUCGUGACCGACCUGAUAUUCCACGUGCACGGCCACUGCAGCGACGCGCGCCAACUCUUCAGGUCGCGGGAGGUGUGCCAAGAGUGGCGGCGAAGCAUUGAUGCGCCUGAGCAGAGCGAGCUGUGGCGCGGCCUCUUGGUGAAGCGCUGCGGCCUCCGGCGCCAUGUAGCGCUCCCGUCGCAGCUGCCCACGACCACGUGGCGGGCGGCGUACCUGCUCGCGCUCGGCCCAAUCGUCACAUUCGGCAGCCUCGUGACGGACAACGGCCGCCACUUUUCGACUGAGCAGCUGGACGAGAUGCUGCAGUGGCUUGUACGCCUUGCCGACCUCGCUGCGACGGAGGCGCGCUGUCCCUUUGGGCACCUCUUCGGCAUCGACGCGCGCGGAUGGACGUACGCCGCAGUCUUCAAGUCGGGCAAGCGGAAGGGGGGGCUUGGGGGAGGCGGGUCGGACCUCCAGGCGCAUGUGCAGGAGUGGUGGCGUCCGGCGGUGAUGGCGCUGACGGAGCGCGUGCGCGCCUCGGUGAACGAUGCUCCGCUUGAGGCGCGGUCUGCCGCGUGCAGGUCGGUCCGCAGCUUCGUGCAUCUGAUGUCGUCCGUCGUGAUGCGGUGGGGUUGCUCUGGGGGGGGCUCGAGCACGGCCGAGUGGAUGGCGCAGUCAGUGCGCGACGCGGAGCCGGCUUGCGUUGCGCUCGAGCGCAUGGCGCAGUAA
Messenger RNA from Emiliania huxleyi CCMP1516, 765 nucleotides. RefSeq lists its product as hypothetical. The record is from RefSeq and is a predicted model, not a curated record. NCBI's taxonomy places the organism in Eukaryota, Haptophyta, Isochrysidales, Noelaerhabdaceae. Gene Ontology annotation, molecular function: protein binding. The transcript has a single exon. Bases 1 to 765 code for a protein of 254 amino acids.